UGGAAUUUCUCAGAAACUGUAUUAGUUUUAGAUCAGUCCCGGAGAAGCAGCCACAGGUCUGAGAGAUCCGGAGAAGAGAAGAUGGCCAGCCUGAGACAAUCAUGGAGAAAAGAUGGAAGACAAUCUGAAGAAUCAAAACUUCAAGGAGAAGAAAAGGCCAAACUACCAUUUGUGCAAAAGGAGAACCCUGAGAGAGGAGCCCGUCCGAUCCGUAAAUUGAAUUUAACAAAGAACUAUUCAGAUGGCAUGUACGCAAAAUAUCGAGUUGGAAGUGUAAAUAUAAAGAGAGCCAAGAAAGUGAUCAUGAUGGUCGGAGAAACAGGAUCAGGUAAAACGACUCUUAUCAACGCUCUGGUCAAUUACAUCCUUGGCGUGCAGUUUGAGGACACCUAUAGAUAUCAACUGAUUGAGGAGAACACCAAUAUAAGCCAAGCGCACAGUCAGACCUCAGAAGUCGUCAUUUACCAAUUAAAUCAUACCGGGGAAUUCAUUGUCCCGUAUUCCUUGACAAUCAUUGAUACUCCAGGGUUUGGUGACACCAGGGGGCUUGAGCAAGACGAACUGACAGUGAAAAAGAUAGAAGAAUGUUUCAGUUCCAAGUGGGGAAUUGACCGAAUUGAUGGUAUUUAUUUUGUGGUCAAAUCCUCCUCCAAUCGUUUGACAAAAUCACAGAAUUAUGUGUUUCAGUCAAUUCUCUCGCUGUUUGGUAAAGAUAUAAAGAAUAACAUACAGAUAUGCGCUACAUUUUCUGGCCAGGGGAAGCCAGGGGUUUUACAAGCUCUCCUUGAAGCCGAGGUCCCAUGUGUUAAAAAAACAAAUGGUGAUCCUGAAUACUUCAAGUUCAACAACUACGGCCUCUGCGACAAAAGUGAUGACGACGAAGAGGAGGAGGAUGAGGAAUACAGUCAACUGGUUAAUAAAGCAAACUGGAAAAUGGGGAAAUCAAGCUCAAAGAACAUGUUUAGAUCUCUGGAAAAACUAACGUCCAGGAGUUUGAUCUUAACUAACAAAGUGCUGAUGGAACGAAGGCAACUGGAGAUCGUCAUAGAAGAUCUUCUCUCGAAAAUUGAGAAGGUGGAUUUCAAGCAAAAAGAACUGGAACGGAGGGAACAGAUACUGAAACAGCACGAAGAGGAUAUCAAAAGAAAUGAGAACUUUGAGUACGAGGAACAUGAAACCGUAAAGGAAAGAAGAGACGUAGAGGGAAACUCAAUUAAUUGCCACGAGUGUAUGUCUACUUGCCACCAUCCCUGCCUGGUUUCCUUGGAUUUUAUUGCUGGUCUCUGCGAAGUUUUCUACUGGAACAGGUCCUGUAAGCUGUGCGACCAUGACGUGAGCUGCCACUUCUGCGAAUCGUACAAAUGGGAAGAAGUUGUGAUAUCUACUAAGAAAACAUACGCCGCCCUCAAGGAGAGCUACGAGAAGGCAUGCAAUGAGAAAGUCACAGCGGGGAAGGUGGUAGAUGAGCUGAAGAAAGAGAUCCAAAAACUGAGCUCCGAACAAAUGCAACUUCUUGAAAAGUUCGUACUAUGUCUCCAGAGCCUGAACGCUAUCGCCCUGAGGCCCCAGAACCUGUCCACCGUCGAUUAUAUUGACCUGCUGAUCAGUGCCGAGAGAUGUGAAGCGAAAACCGGAUUCAUGGAAAGGAUCACAUCCCUGGAGAAGGCCAAGGUUAAGGCAGUAGCGCUGCAGUUGACUGCAACUGAAAUAUAAGAUGCUGAGGGAAAUUAAGCUGAAUCAGAUGCCCCACUAAUUAUUCCUACCAAACUCAAUCAGACAUUGAAUUAUUAUGUUAUAAUUAUAGUAAUGAUAGAUUAAAAGGAUUCAGAUCUGGUCAAAUCCCAGCACAGAACCGAGUGCAUAAAUAAUGGGCUGAGAGACCUCAGGAACAAAUGUUCUAAUCAUAAUAAAUAUGCAACUGACGAGCAGAUAGACAUAGUCCAUUUGAGUAGAACUAAGUAGAAAUGAGAAGGAUCUACAGCCCCUGUUAGUUUUUAACCUCGUUGUUCAUUUGACAAAAAGUCCCAUGAUUUUAAAGGAGAAGGAAAGGUAAAAACUCAGUAAGCUUUAUCAUGUAUAAAACAGCCAUAAGCACUCACAGAGUCCUCUGUCAAAAGAUUUGUUGUGUCUGUAAUUCAUGUGCCAGAGACACGCAGCUCUCUGCUUUCUCCUGUUCCCCCCUCCCUCAAGAAUGCUAAGAACUCACUCCCUCCCCUUAGGAAUGUGGAUCUGAGCCAAUCAGCAGGAAGCUUCCUCAUAGUCUAACUAACUGAGCAUGUACUGAGUCUGACUCCUGCUGAAAAGGCUGAAUCUUGGCCAAAUCCUGGUCUUGGUUCAUCCCUAGUUUAGACAGACUGUAGCAACCAGUCAGCAGGUAGCAUUUACUGGUCACCAAAAAGCUCAAUGGUUGCUAUGGCUUACUGGCCAAAUGUG
This is a messenger RNA of Xenopus tropicalis (tropical clawed frog), 2433 nucleotides long. RefSeq lists its product as uncharacterized. Bases 82 to 1713 code for a protein of 543 amino acids. The transcript has 2 exons. The record is from RefSeq and is a predicted model, not a curated record. NCBI's taxonomy places the organism in Eukaryota, Metazoa, Chordata, Amphibia, Anura, Pipidae. Gene Ontology annotation, molecular function: GTP binding.